GGCAGCAUUUUGGUAUUUUGACUAGUGAAGGGUCCAAGCAAAAAUUUUCAAUUUGUGAUGCGGCCAGCACCGUCGAUCAUUGCUCCUCCUGCUGCCGCCGCCGCUGCGUAUAUAAAUCUAGAAAACUGCCAUUUUUGUAUCUCGUCUACGAUUCCAUAAAAACCUCACAAAACCCAAAACAAUAUAUGUGAAAUCUUGAAACGCAACCCUAAUGAGACGACAAUGGUGGCAUUACCUACAAAAAAGAUAGCGAAGAGUUCAAUAUCGUCAACGCCGUUAUCAAUCAAUGAAGAAAGUUUCAUAUCUGAUUCACAAACCCAGAUUCCGUUGUUUCUCAUCAUCGUCUCGCGUAACCGCGAUCUCGAGCGAAGUUUCAAGCAUCGUACACUCAGUGGAUCCGAUGGAACCAGCACUCGAACAAGUAGUCCCAUUCCUCUCUCCUGAAAUCAUCACAUCCGUACUCCAAGAACAACGAAAUCCAUAUCUUUGUUUCCGAUUUUUUGUGUGGGCGGCAAAACGAAAGCAGUUUCGCAGCUGGGGUUCUCAUAAUUUGAUGAUUAAUUUGCUCGUAUCAGACAAUUCACAUCUUUUCGAUGCUUAUUGGAGAGCUCUUGAAGAGAUUAAGAGCUAUGGGCUCCGAAUACCUUCUGAUGCGUUCGCGGUUUUAAUAGCCGGGUAUUGGGAGACGAAGAACGCUGAGAAAGCAGUGGAAUCAUUCGGUAAAAUGAAAGAUUUUGAUUGCCAACCUAAUUUGUUUACUUACAAUUUGAUUCUUCAUAUAUUGGUGAAUAAAGGCAUGAUUUUGUUAGCUUUAGCCGUGUAUAAUUUGAUGUUGAAGUUGAACUGUCAUAUGAAUUGUUCAACCUAUACUAUUUUGAUUGAUGGGUUGUGCAAAAGCGACGACAUGUCUGAUGCACUUAACCUGUUCAAUGAAAUGUCUCAGAGAGGCAUAGUACCUAGUAAGAUCACUUAUACUGUCGUCCUUUCUGGGUUAUGUCAAGCUAAGAGGAUUGAUGAGGCCUACCAGUUAUUCGAGAACAUGAAAACCACUGUUAAGCCAGAUUUUAUCACUUACAAUGCUUUGCUAAAUGGGGUUUGCAAGUUGGGUAAAAUGGAUGAAGCAUUCGAUCUUUUGAAGAGUUUCAAGAAGGAUGGUUUUGAUCUUGAUUUAAACAGCUAUAGUUCUUUGAUCGAUGGGUUGUUUAGAGCUCAUAGGUUCAAAGAAGCUCAUGAUACAUUCCACAAAGCGACCAAUUCUGGCAUCACACCUGAUGGCAUCCUGUACACAAUCAUGAUCAGAGGGCUAUGUGAUGAGGGCAGAGUAGAUGAUGCAUUUAAGUUAAUAAAGGAAAUGACUGAUAAAGAUUUGGUUCCAGAUACUCAAGCCUACAACACUUUAAUCAAAGGGUUUUGUGAUAAGGGUCUCUUGGAUGAAGCCCAAUCACUCAAACUUGAAAUUUCAGGUGUUGAUAAUUUCCCAGAUUCUUGCACUUACACUAUUCUUAUAUCGAGUAUGUGUAGAUAUGGUCUUGUGGAUGAUGCACAAAACAUAUUCAAUGAGAUGGAAAAGUACGGAUGUGUCCCUUCUGUCAUCACCUUCAAUGCUCUUAUUGAUGGGCUUUAUAAAUCCAAGCAGCCUGAAAAAUCUUUCCAUUUGUUUCACAGAAUGGAGAUUGGAAAAAACCCUUUUUUAUUUCUUAGAUUUAAUCAAGGUUCUGAUAGAGUUGUUGAGAGGGUGACAGAGUUAUGUGAAUCAGGGUCACCUUUAGAAGCUUACAAACUUCUCACACAGAUUUCAUUCCUUCCAACCAUUACAACUAACAACAUCUUGAUCAAUGGUUUAUGUAAAGCUGGGCUCUUGGAUGCUGCUUUAAACCUCUUUAAGAAGCUUAAAGUAAAAGGAAAUACACCUGACUCUGUUACAUAUUCAACACUCAUUCAUGGGCUCGAAAGUGUUGGGAGAGAAAAAGAUGCAAUUAUGCUUGUAAAAGAAAUGGUGGAAAACGGGUGUAAACCUACUCCUGCAGUUUAUAAAACCCUAAUGAAAUGGUCUUGUAGAAGAAACAAGACAUUUGCUGCUUUCAAUCUUUGGUUAGAGUACUUGAAAACUGUCUCAAAACGAGAUGAAGAAGUAAUCAAAUUGGUUGAAAAUCAUUUACAAAAUGGAGAAAUAGAGAGACCAAUGAGGCUAUUACUUGAUAUGGAUAUAAAGUCAAGGGAUUUGGAUCCAGCACCUUAUACAAUCUGGCUUAUUGGAUUUUGUCAAGUGCAUAAAACAACAGAGGCUUUGAAAUUGUUUGCUAUUCUUAAGGAAUAUGAUAUUACUCUUACACCUGCAAGUUGUGUGAUGUUAAUUACUACUCUUCUUGGAGAAAGUAAUUUGAACAUGGCUCUUGAGGUUUUUCAUUACUCCUUGCAAAAAGGUUUUAUCUUGAAACCAAGAAUCUGUAGUAAUCUGCUUAGAUCCCUUAUUCGAUCGCAUGAUAUGUCAAACCAUGCUAUUGAGCUUAUGAAGAAAAUGGAUUCUUGUGGGUAUGAUAUGGAUUCCAUUAAAUGGUUUAAACAAGGAAUACAAAACGUGUUGACAAAAUGAGAGGAUGUUUUUACACAAAGUUUAGUGUCAAAGGGUGUUGUUGUAAAAGUUAAUGGAGGUAUGAGAAUCCAUAAGUGAGGGGUGGUGUAUACCCUUUUUGAGAAGUAUUGGAGUUUGUAUCCUAAAUCUUUUUGUAGUUUUAAACAAAUGUGGCAAAGAAAUUCAUUUGCUUAUUUAGUUUUCAAUAGAAUUUGACACCUUUAGGGCUUUGUACUUUCUUUAGGAAAGUAAGUAUUUAUUUAAAGUUGGUGAUUUUGUAAUUGGUAGCAGUGGAUGUUAUGCACUGAUGGAAACACUUUUAUGAGGUUGAUUCCUUUUAUCGUUAUAGACUCGUAUGUAUAAAUGAAAGAAAUAACAACCUACUUUCAUUUAUUUCUUUAUUA
Messenger RNA from Lactuca sativa (garden lettuce), 2976 nucleotides. Its product is annotated as Pentatricopeptide repeat (PPR) superfamily protein. The record is from RefSeq and is a predicted model, not a curated record. Gene Ontology annotation, molecular function: protein binding; mRNA binding. Lineage: Eukaryota; Viridiplantae; Streptophyta; Magnoliopsida; Asterales; Asteraceae.